This is a messenger RNA of Peniophora sp. CBMAI 1063, 1611 nucleotides long. NCBI's taxonomy places the organism in Eukaryota, Fungi, Basidiomycota, Agaricomycetes, Russulales, Peniophoraceae. The record is from the annotation of a GenBank genome assembly.
AUGCCCCAUAAUCCGGACCCGUCUCCCAAAAACUCCACAUCUUCAGCUACCGAUCGACUGUGGCAAAUUCUAGUCAUCAGGGCAAACAACUGGCAAUAUCUACAUGCUGAAAGUAGCUGGCGACCUACUAUCACCCUAACGCUCGACUCUCUGCCUUCGUCGUCAGGAUACAAGCAUGACGUCCUCCUCGGCACGGAUGGCCAAAACCCCAACCUCCGCCUCUCCGCACUGUUGCCACCAGAGGUCGCUCCGCACUCGACUUUGGUGAUUGGUAUGCACUACCAACCUUCCGCGAAACGUAAAGGCAAAUCCCGCAAACGACGACGUCGAUUCGGCGAAGCACGACUCUCGCUCGAGGCGGCGCUAAGACAACAGACGGAAACGGCCGAGGGAGUCUGCGAAGUGAAGAUACCGAUCGAAUUUGCGGAGCAGAAGAGGAAGGGUUCGGCUUUGGCGAAGUUGCCGAGCGUCUUGCUGAGGGUGCGCGCGCCAGAGGGACGUGCGGAGAUAUAUUCCGACGCGGGUGGAACCCUGGUCGAUUCCUGUGAUGGGGACACUCACAGCACUACUUCCGGCACGGUGGUCUCUGAUGAAGUCCUCGUAUCUUCAUCGCGAGAGAUAUCGCCAGCAUCCAAUUCACGGCUUCACGGGCACAAGGCUUCCAAGGGAUUUCUUCCCUACGACACAUCAUCAAGCUCAACAUCUCAUACUGUUGUCGAGGAUGAUGACGAACCCGAAUCCUCGCCAUCCACCCUCCCUCGGACCUCUGGUCCGCGCUCGCAAUCUACACACGACACUCAUCAACCCGAGACAAACACUGUUGAAGGCACAUCCCGUUCCGACGGACCAUCCAUCCUACGCACUCUGAGGACCUUGUAUGAUGCGGUUACCUACCAUCGUGAACUAUGCGAGGCCACGAACGACGCGCAGAGGGAGGAUCUGCUGAGCAAAUUGAUACGGGAGUGGCAAUGGGUCGGCGGCGCACUGUUGGCAAUCGUAGCUCUUGACACAACCGUCUUCGGCUUCAACUCCGGUACACUCUUCGGUGUAGACGGCUUUGCCCGUCGCGCGCUCACCAUCUCCGCCAUUUCCUCCGCACUUGGUCUUGCCGUUGACGCCGUUUUACUAGUCUCUUACUUUGGCGCAACUGCCGAACGGCUUCGGAUCUCAUCGCGAUCGUUACACCAUUCGCAGUUCUACUUCGCACUCACGUCUCGUCUACCGCUUGUUGCAACCUUGAUAUCUAUUCUGGCUCUCGCAGCCUUCUUACUUGCAGUUGCCUACACGGCCUGGCCAUCCGCAGUACUCGUCAUAUCCGGUCUGGCUGGUAUACUGCUCGGCUUACAGUACGUUGUGAGAGCAGGUGAACUCCUCGGCCAAACGCUUGCAUACGGUGUGCUCGAGAUGCGCGAUCUCCUACGAACCUCCCGCAACAUCACACGGACGGAUACCGAGAUGCAUCCCCCUAUGGUGCCGGACAUUGACCUUCCGAUGUCGGGUGUAUCUGUCCAUACUGCACCAGAUAGAGCAGGCGGCCGUUCAACUCGACCGUCUCGCGCGUCGUCAGAUCGUCGAACGUCGAACGGGGGACGUUACCAGAGGCGGCGAUGA